Molecule: messenger RNA, 882 nt
Organism: Sipha flava (yellow sugarcane aphid)
Lineage: Eukaryota; Metazoa; Arthropoda; Insecta; Hemiptera; Aphididae
Product: ras-related protein Rab-9B-like
Exons: 3
Coding region: 77-730 (217 amino acids)
Biological process (GO): retrograde transport, endosome to Golgi
Cellular component (GO): lysosome; phagocytic vesicle; late endosome
Molecular function (GO): GTPase activity; GTP binding
Source: RefSeq, a predicted model, not a curated record
UUGAAUAGUUAUUAUUAUUAUACUAUAAUCAUGUUACAUUUAUUUAACGCUACGUGAUUUUUUUUGAUUUUUCGGUAUGAAAGAAAAACAGACAUUGAUUAAACAAAACCCAAUAAUAAAAGUAGUAAUUUUGGGCGAUAGUAAUGUUGGAAAAUCAUGUCUAAUGAAUAGAUUUGUAAGUAACAGUUUUAGUGACCAUACUCUUCAUACGUUAGGAGUAGAAUUUCUACAGAAAGACCUUGAUGUCAAUGGAGUACUAUAUACUUUGCAGAUAUGGGACACAGCUGGCCAAGAAAGAUUUCGAACAUUACGAACACCUUUCUAUAGAGGCACUGAUAUCUGUUUGCUAACAUUUGCUGUGGAUGAUAUACAGAGUUUUAGAAAUGUAGAUUCUUGGAAAAAAGAAUUUAUAAAAUAUUCACGUACAACUGAUGUAAAUUUUCCAUUUCUUGUUGUUGCAACCAAAGUAGAUUUAGAAAAACGAGUAGUCUCUAAAGACGAAGCUAAUAAAUGGUGUACAGAAUAUCUAAGUGCUCCUUAUGUUGAAACUAGUUCCAAAACAGACAUGAAUAUUGAGACUGCGUUUACUUUGGCAGUUGAAGUUUGGGCUUCAAUGGAAAGACCAUCUGAAUUUAAAAUAUCACAUCACAAUUUAGUUAAAUUAUCUAGGCCUAUUAAUGGUAGUGCAUCUUGUCCUACAGCUGAGACAGUAUCACCAAAAUGUUGUUAAAAGCAUAUUUUGAAAUUAUAAGCUUAUUAUGGCAAAAAUUUUAGCAAUAUUACAUUAAGUCUAGGGCAAUAUUUUAUUACUAAAGCAAUACAAAUAAGCAUUAAAUAACAUACUAUUUAAAAGAUUAAAUUAUUAGAUAUUAAAUAUAGAUA